CCAAACCGGCCAAGCCCACACGAACCGCGGCGGACAACAUUGUCGAGAGGGCAAAAUACAACACACAAAACAGCGCUCCCUACGUACAGUGACGGAACGGAAAACUUUGGUCCCAGCUCAACCAGCACCACAGCUCUGAAGUCAGUCAGUCAGUCAGUCGCUAAUGCGCCGUUGAACCGCGAUCAUCGAUACCGGGAGAAACGUCGCCGGUGGGGGUCCGAUCCGAUCAUCGUUAGGCACAUCUCGGUGGAAUAGAAGCGGUGUGCGCGUUAUCAGCUGAUACGCACCGCGGGGUGUUAACAUCUCUACUAAUGUGUUUAAGGUGAAACAAAUGAGACGUCGUUAGUGGGAUUUUACAAAUGCAUGGUAGUUUGUCAAUUGUUGUGUGAAGUGCCGCACAAGAAGUGCUCGGAAUGCUACUCGUGAUGGAGCCAACUUUCGAAUGGUAGUUAGUCUAGGGUAGCGAAAUAGUGACAAGGAGGGAAUGGUUCUCUCGGUGGUUUGUUGAUUACAGUUCGUGAUAUGCUAAUGUUAAACCGUUACCACCGGCCAGGGAAAGUAAUGAAAUGCAAUUCAUGCUAUAUCAGUUCCAAUGUUUAGCUAUGUAAUGUGUGCCGAAAAUAGUGAGUUAAAUGAAAAAGUGAAAUAUAACAGCAAAUGUUAAGAUACUUAGUAUGAAAAUGGAAGAUAAAAAUUUACUUUCGAAUUAGCACGUAAAUCGUUCGCAACAAUCACACCAUCCUUAACAUCAUUAUUUGUUCGAGUGAGCGAGUGAUUUGGAUUGCGUGGGUGGAGGAGGAGGCGUUGAUUGAUGGAUACCUCCACCACCACCACUAGCAUAGGAAAGCAAGAUAUGGCCAUCGCGGAUCGACUGCACCGGGAGAACCGGUCUACGGUGUACCAAAAAUUAACUCCUCCGCAGAGAUCGGCAUCGGAUCACGGUGCAGUUCAACCACGAAGAGACAGUUUCAUCGUCUGUCUGGGACAUCAGUCAAGAUUUCACAUCAUCCUGAGCCUUUUCAUCUGUCAACUGUUGGCACCCAGCUACGGAGCCGAAUUCAUGACAGCAGGCAUUGCCGGCGGAGGUCGUUCGAUCCGUGUCAACACUCCACAGCAAACGGACCAAAGCUCUAUCCUUCCAUCCAACGAGUCUAGUUUAGAUAGGAUAAAUUCUGUGCCAGUUUCAGUUAACGGCACUCUUGGUAGCAGUAGUAGUACAGUAAACACUAAUAGUAGCAUAAAUACUAACCAAAGAAAGCAGGCUGCGUUGAGCCAAGACAGUGCAACGGAAGCAUUCGGUGUCACGUGGAACGCGUUUAAGUAUGUUAAUAAGGGAGAGUUGGGAAAGAAGCGAUUCGAGAAAAAAUCAACCGUGAUCACACCUCAAACCGUGGACAUGGCAAACUGGCACUGUCCCAACAUUAGUCAGAAUGCCAAUCUGGAAUGUGGCUGUGAUAUGCCCCAUACGUUGAGAUGUCGAGGUGACCUGCACGGGCUGGAACUGAUAGCUGAAGGUCUUCGUGCGUCCCAGUAUUCGGUAUCGCUACUGGAUUGUACAUUGAAAAAUGUUACUGUUUUAAGUGAUGCAAAUAUUUUCGAAAAUGUUUCUCUUCAAGGAUUAGUCAUAUCUUCAGGAGAAAUUAAACGAGUCCACAGGUUGGCAUUUGCGGGAAUCAAAAACUCUUUGCAAGCACUGGGAUUGCCGAACAAUGCUCUGCUGGGAGUACCGAUGCAAUCGUUCAUAUCUCUUCCCCAACUGGACCGUCUCGAUUUGUCGAAUAAUAGAAUCAAGUCUAUACAAAACACAGAUUUCAUAUCACUUUCAAAAUUAUCAUACCUGGAAUUAAGCGAGAAUCAAAUUUCGGUAAUAGCUCCAAAAAGUUUCAUGCCUCUAAGAAAUUUGAUACACUUGAAAUUAAACGGAAACAGACUCGGCGAGACUCCCGGAAGCUUGAAAUCACUGGAGCCUUGCUUGAGUCUCCGUGAAUUAGAUCUCCGUUCAAACACAAUUCGUGGUCCGUUACGGAACACAACCCUACCGGUGAUCAAAGGCUUAGAGAUCUUAAACCUUGAUAAAAAUUCAAUCUCCAGUAUUCAAAACGGAGCCCUUGAAGCCCUUGCAUAUCUGCAGAUGUUGUCUCUUCGACACAACCAAAUAGAUGUACUUCAAGAUCACGCAUUCUCUGGGCUGGCGUCGCUACAAGUACUAGAUCUUGGUCACAACGGAAUCGUCGCCAUAUCCGGAUCAUCACUGAAACACUUACCAAGGCUAAUAGUUCUGGAUCUUACCCAUAAUUUUCUUCGAGCGCUGACGUCCGAUAUCGUAUCACCUUUGCCUUCACUCAAAGAACUACGCCUAGAUGGGAAUGACAUAUCCAUCAUUGCCCAGAAUGCUCUUUACAAUGCUUCCGAACUGCAUAGUCUGUCACUAGAAAACAACCCGCUGGCUUGCGAUUGUUCGAUGAGACCUUUCGCCGAAUGGUUGGCCACUUCUCGUAUAGCCUCCCAGGAUGUCCUGGGAGCUGUGUGCGCAACUCCGCCUCAUCUGGAGGGAGCAUCGCUACUACAGAUAACAAUCGAAUCCAUGAACUGCAACGGCAAUGGCAAGGAUAAAACUGAUGAGAGUACCUACAAAACGAUCGAAGUAAUGCUGAAACUCAAGAACAAUGAAUCCUACAUACGGGAUAUUAGCGGUGACGUCCAGCUCCGAAGUAUCAAUUUUACCGACGAAAGCGAUGUGUUCUUGUACUGGAGAAUGCAGACGGAUGACUACUCGUGCCGUUUCGUGUACGUAUUUCAUGAUGACGAUCCGGAAAACAUUCUGUUUGAGUCAGAGGUAUCCUGCAUUCAAACACCAGAGGUAGCGAACGCCAGCGAUUAUGUUUUCGUUACCAAACUGAUCGGAGCGUAUGAUCUUCAAAGUGAGCUAAGCUAUAAGUUCUGCCUUAUUUUGAAGGAAGACAUCUCCAAGGAUGAAUUUCUCGGAUCAUGUCAAGUGAUGAUUCUUCCGGUGCCAUAUCUUAACCGAACGAAGAGCAAAUCCAAAAAGAAGGAACUAGCACAGAUGAAUGAACCGCACAGCCUACCGUCCAUACCAGCUAGGACCAUCAACAGAGAUACCGAUAUCUCCAAUCUGAAUCGGAUAGCAGAAGCCGACCGACAAGCAGACGAAGCGGAUGAUGCUGGAGCAUACUACGACGAAAUGUUCGACGGAAGGAUGGUAGCGGAAGAUGCCGACAUGAUGGCAUUCAACCGGAUGCGACUGGAGGAAGCGGCCGCUGCACGGUUAUCCUCCGUCGGUGUUAGCAGAAUAGUGCUAGAAGGGCUUGGCACGGUUAUUGUCCUGACUAGUUUGAUGGCCUCCGUUUGGGCAUUCAUCAGGCUAAAAAGUGGACACCGUAAUAUUCCGUCAAUGAGCACCUGCUACACGGUGGACGAUCGAAGGGGAACGUUACAGGAAAUCGAGAGCAGAAGUCGAUAUUUUAAGUUGCAGGCCACGACCAGUUUAUGAUAGUUGGUGGAAUAUUUUGUAAAUCUGAUGAGUUAAAGUUGCUUACAUUCCUUGCGAUACGAAAGUGUCUGCGAAAAUAAGAUAGUGGAUCAUCCGACGAUUCAAUUAGAGAUGAGAUAUUCUCUUUAAAAUCUUAAAUCAUCUUAAAAAUGAUUCGAGACCUGCAUUAAAGGUCAUUUGUUGUGUAAAUACUUUUGGAAAACAUAGUUAUUUAUGAACAUAAGAAAAUACAAACUUCGUUGCCAAGUUUGUACAUGGAAAGAUUACCAUUAACACGUUAUUGACAAUAGAUUUCUUUCACUGUUUGUGCCAUUUUGUGUAAAAUGUUUUGUAAAUAAAUCAA
Messenger RNA from Malaya genurostris, 3854 nucleotides. RefSeq lists its product as uncharacterized. The record is from RefSeq and is a predicted model, not a curated record. Bases 812 to 3511 code for a protein of 899 amino acids. NCBI's taxonomy places the organism in Eukaryota, Metazoa, Arthropoda, Insecta, Diptera, Culicidae. The transcript is spliced from 4 exons. Gene Ontology annotation, molecular function: protein binding.